This is a messenger RNA of Rhodotorula graminis WP1, 1020 nucleotides long. RefSeq lists its product as uncharacterized. Gene Ontology annotation, molecular function: oxidoreductase activity, acting on the aldehyde or oxo group of donors, NAD or NADP as acceptor; NAD binding. The transcript is spliced from 10 exons. NCBI's taxonomy places the organism in Eukaryota, Fungi, Basidiomycota, Microbotryomycetes, Sporidiobolales, Sporidiobolaceae. Bases 1 to 1020 code for a protein of 339 amino acids. The record is from RefSeq and is a predicted model, not a curated record.
AUGCCCAGCAUCCAGAACCGCACCGCCGUCGGCAUCAGCGGCAUGGGGCGCAUCGGCCGCGCCGUCUUCCGUGCCUCGCUCGUGCGCGACGACCUCGAAGUCGUCGCCAUCAACCACACAGCGCCCAACCUCAAGACGCUCCUCUACUCGAUCCACUACGACUCUACGCACGGCUGCCUGCCCAACGCGGCCGACCUGACCGUCGACGAGGCCGCCAACUGCCUCGUCUGGCGCGGUCGGCGCAUCCAGCUCUUCAGUGAGCGUGACCCGCUCAAGCUCGACUGGGCGAGCGUCGGCGCCGAGUACAUCGCCGACUGCACGGGCAAGCUUCUCACGACCGCGCUCGCCAGCCAGCACCUCGAGGCCGGCGCCAAAAAGGUCGUCGGCGUCAACCGCAAGGAGUACCGUCCCGAGAUGAAGGUCGUAUCCAACGCGAGCUGCACUACCAACUGCCUCGCACCCCUCGCCAAGGUCCUCAACGACGCGUUCGGCAUCGAGACCGGCAUGAUGACUACGAUCCACGCCUCCACGUCGUCGCAACCCGUCCUUGACGGCUACAGCAAGAAGAGCGUUCGCCUCGGUCGCGGCGUCGGGCAGAACAUCAUCCCGACGAGCACCGGCGCGUCAAAGGCGGUCGCGCUCGUCCUUCCGGAGCUGGCGGGCAAGUUCACCGGCAUCAGCGUCCGGGUCCCGGUCAACAACGUCAGCCUCGUCGACCUCACCGUCACCCUCGAGCGUCCCGCCGCGACGAAGGAGGAGCUCCUCUUCCCUUUGCGCGAGGCGGCGGCCGGUCGCCGCAAGUGGUCGAUCGCGCCGCUAAGCGACGUCAUCGCGGUCGUCGAUGAGGAGCUCGUCUCGCACGACUUUGUCGGCCGCAAAGAGUCUUGCCUCGUCGACGUCGCCGCGACAACGCGCCUGAACGACCGAUGCUGGAAGAUCAUCUGCUUCUACGACAACGAGUACGCCUACUCGUACCGCCUCCUCGACCUCCUCGUCAGGGCAGUUGCACACAGAAGGUAG